UAAUCAUAUUGCGUAUAUUUAAUCGAAGCAUUUAAUCGUAGAAUUCGUCUUCGUGCAUCGCUUUCAUAGUGCGUGUUUUCCCCUCCACUCGAAUCAGCAGGCGUUUGUAGUAGCAGAGCAGUAGAUCCUUGCAGGUCAUAGAAGGCAUAGCUCGAAGCGAAGAGAAAAUCCUUGCGAAGAAGCUGAGUUUUUCCGUGUGUCCAAACGCCCGACGCCACGGUCUCGUGUGAAAGUUUAAGAAAAAAGUGCUUCCGUUCGCUGCUGCCUGCGGAAUUUCCAGCCCCGGCCUCAGUGGUCCGUUCGCGAGUUGCAGUUUUCAGUUCGACUUCCGCUCUACGCUCCCGGCACACCCCUGCUGUACGACUGUUUUGCGAAACCACAACCGCGCGCGUAGUGUAACCUAACUUAAUCUCCCAAGCGGCAACGAUGGAGCACCAGAGUCAGGACCUCGGCUCGCACCAGGGCAACAAUCAGGCGGAAGUGCCAAAUGACCCGGGGAAAAUGUUCAUCGGUGGUCUCAGUUGGCAAACAAGUCCAGAAAGUUUGAGAGACUACUUUAGCAAAUUUGGAGAAAUCACAGAAGUAAUGGUUAUGAAAGAUCCCACCACCAGACGGUCAAGGGGUUUCGGCUUCAUCACAUUCGGCGAUCCCGCAAGCGUAGACAAAGUGUUAGCACAUGGUACACAUGAAUUAGAUGGCAAAAAGAUCGACCCCAAAGUAGCAUUUCCUAGGAGGGCACAUCCAAAGAAGUUCCCCUAA
Molecule: messenger RNA, 759 nt
Organism: Anopheles coustani
Lineage: Eukaryota; Metazoa; Arthropoda; Insecta; Diptera; Culicidae
Product: RNA-binding protein Musashi homolog Rbp6-like
Exons: 6
Coding region: 427-759 (110 amino acids)
Cellular component (GO): cytoplasm
Molecular function (GO): RNA binding
Source: RefSeq, a predicted model, not a curated record